AGCUACAUACGUCUCGCGGCGCGGGUUCAGUGAUUCAGUGACCACUGACUGCGCUCUCGCUCCAGCGACCCCCGGCCGGCGCCUCAUUCAUAAUUCAUAACUCACAUCCUCGCAUUCCGCCAAUGUUGACCGUGGUCACGACCGCCCCCAAACUCGCCCGGUAAACAUUCCAGCCAGUGUUCAAAAUCGUCGUCUCGCACGUGUUUUCCUAUCAGUCGAUUUCCGAAUCGAACUUUCUUCCGUGAAAAAAAUUCAUCGAAACGGUGCGUUUUUCAGAGUUUUUAAGUAUCCCGCGAUGGGACGCACGUUUGAUUUUGAGGGUGUGCUCCUGGUCGAGUGAUAAACGUUCAUGGGUGUGCAUCGGUUGCCCCUCUCGCAUGGUUCUUUUUAAACCUUCGAAAUUCCUGGUUGUUGGGGAUUAUUGCUGACUCACUUUUGCGGUGUUGUACAUAGAAAUCUUGAUUAUCAGGCGAAGAUGGAGCGGCAUGGCUGAAGAAUUGUCGAAAACAGGCGAAGAUAUGCUAGCGACUGUAACAGCGUCGAUUCAUAAACCUGUACUAAGCCCCGGACAACCUCAUCUCCUUAAAUCAGAGGAGAGCGACGAAGACUCGUGUAGCAGCAGUCGAAGUAGCUCAAUCUCAGGAGCGGACUCAGUUUCAAUGGGUGUCGCUCAUACCGAUUCUCCUUGUGCCAAAAUCAAACUUCCUCCCCAGCUUCUGGGCGAGAAUAAACAUAUCAACAGCAAUUUAUUAGCUGGAAUUGCAAACAAUGUUUCAGCCACUAAUCUACAGAGUCCUCUAAUAAACACACCGCUGAAUCUUAGUAUUAACGCAAAUGGGUCGACGGGAGCGGACACGAACCAAGGGAUGACACCGCAGCUCCUUGCAACUCCGCAACCAGCCGCGAUGCCUCAGUUUAUUCUAGCUUCUGGUCAACUUGUCCAAGGCAUCCAAGGGGCUCAACUUCUCAUCCCCACAGCACAGGGAAUAGCAACUCAAACAAUUCUGACGAUACCAGUGAACCACGUUACGAGUAACCAAGUAGUCAAUUUAGCUUUAAGUAAUGGACAGGUGAUCACGACCACUCUGGCUAACCUACAAUCAAUGGCGCAGCCACAUCAUCUCAUAUCACCCCAAACUAACGGAGUCAGUCCAAGCCCGCCCUCAGCCGUGCCUCCCUCUGUUCACCCUGUAAUUAAUUUCCAUCAAUCAAGUCACAAUGGUUCAAAUACAACUCCUACGCCUCUCAGAAACCCACCACAAAAUCAUUUCAUGCAGGCGAAAUGUGAGAAAAUCUCAAACACGAUGAACAACAAUAACAAUAAUAGUAUCAACAGUAACCUAAAUAGCAACUUUCCUAGCAGUCACGCGCUGAAUAGUUCAUCGGGGACGGUGACGUCAUCAUCAUCUCCAAGUAGUAGACUUAGCAGCAAAAGUAGUGAUCUUACCAUAAGUACGGCAACAACAACAACUACUACAACUUCGAGCUCUGUUGUCUCGGCCCCAAAUCACUAUAGCAAUGUUAAUAGUCCGACGCACGAUUUGUUCGGGGAAACAAAUCAACCCACAAUAAGUCAAAGUACAGCGAACACUGUCGACGGAAUCAAUUUAGAUGAAAUCAAAGAAUUUGCGAAAGCAUUUAAAUUAAGAAGACUAUCUCUAGGUUUAACACAAACUCAGGUUGGUCAGGCGUUGAGCGUGACCGAAGGACCGGCUUACAGUCAAAGUGCAAUAUGCAGUGCCCUGGCCACUCAGAUGUAUUGCGCAGCGCAACUAGCAUCUCAACAACAGUCCAUGUUCGAGAAACUUGACAUUACUCCGAAGAGUGCGGAGAAAAUUAAACCCGUGCUUGAAAGGUGGCUCAAGGAGGCAGAGGAAAGGCAUAGAAGCGGCCAAAAUCACCUGACAGAAUUCAUAGGAAUGGAACCAAGUAAAAAACGAAAACGACGCACCUCUUUUACACCUCAAGCUCUAGAACUUUUAAAUGCUCACUUUGAACUUAACACGCACCCAUCUGGUACAGACAUAACAGCUCUUGCCCAUCAGCUGGGUUACGAACGAGAGGUCAUUCGAAUAUGGUUCUGUAACAAACGACAAGCCCUUAAAAACACAGUUCGCAUGAUGUCGAAAGGCUGUACAUAGCGGACAUCCUCUCCGCAGGGCCCCUGUUCCUGAAAAUAGUCGUGGAUGCCCUCUAUCUCAACAAUCAUACUGAGCAGUGAUAUUAUUUAAAUAAGGACAAGAAAAUGUAAAAUUUUAAUUUUUAUUGUUGAAACCAUCAGUAGUAUUAUUUUGUACCUUUUAAGACUCCGAUGUAUUGAAAGAAAAAAAAUUGAAUUGUCUUAUCUUGGUGCUUUGUAAAAACUGCAUGAACAGAAACCGUAGACGCUUUUGUGCCAAAAAAGACUAUGCAAAAUGGAAACCUAAUAUAACUAGAUCUCUGUUAUGUAAACGCAUCAAAAUUUCCUUUAUGCAAUUCCCCAUGAUGUGUUAUUUGAUCCUCGGCACAGGCUUGUAUUUUCUGUCGAUGACACGAUGAUAUUAGAAUGGAAUAAAAGAGGUAGGUACCCUCUUCAGUCAAUGAUUAAUCGGACUAUAUUUUGCAAUUAGGAACUACAAUUUUUGACUCAGUUUAGAAACAACGUGUGUACCCGUAGUUUCCCUGUGUACAUAAACUGUUUACGGAUGAGCCAAAAAUUGUAGUUCCUAAUUGCAAAAGGAAGUGUAAUUGUGUCUAAUGAUCCAUUGGCAUCUUCCGUAGUCUUCUGACGACAGAUGGACUUCAUUUUGCGAUAAGGAAUUACAAUAUCUGGCUCAUAAAUAAAUAAUAAACCAUUUAUCUAGGAUCUAUACCAUUUAACUAGAUUGGGAUAAAACCAUUUAUCUAGAUUGGGAAACUAAUGGCACAUGAGUUGCUUCUAAAAUGAACCAGAGAUUUUAGUUCCUAAUUACAAAAUGUAGUCCAGAUAUCGGAGUAAAACGCAGAGAAAAUCUCGUCAGCAUUAGAGGUACUCCUCAGACUUUUAUUUUAUUCAAGCCCUAAAAAAUACAUGGGUAGACUUUUUAUUUAUGAUUUUUAUUCUAUUAGGUAUUGUUUUACUUACGGUAAAAUUUAUAAAAUGUUUCAUGGAAAUGUUCUUGUAUCCACACGUCACAACACAGGAAGAGCUUUGUUCUCGAUUACGAGAUAAUUUAGUGCAAAAACUCUAAUUUUCCUCAAUACAUUGUUUAUAUUAUGGAAACUCAGAAAAAGGAGCGAGCUGAUUAUUGAAAUUAAUAAACAAAGAAUGCGAAGGGAAAAUAAAGCGAUCUGAUUGGUUGCCACGGGUGGUUCUAAUAGACUAAGGGAGAAAUUGAUAGACUAACUAUAGGGUCUUUCGUGGGUUCCCGUAGUUAGUUUAUCAUACUUUCCUCCUUUGUCCAUUGCAUAUCCAUUUUUCAUUUGUUCUAUCGCUUUGUCUAUCAAUUUCAAUAAUCAUCCCACAGGUGAACGAAGAACUUGAUCUGACUUAUCAGUAUCAGGACAUCCGAAUCAGCUUUAACCAAAAUAACUUUUUUUGAAACUUCAUUGCUUCUUGCUUGGCAGAUCUUACAAAAUGUUUGCUCACUACUGACAUCAUUGAAGGAGUUUCUAAGAAGUUCAUACGCUGAAAGGGCAUGCACACAGUUAAGUUUAUUUGUUCGGCAGAGUACCGAACAGAUUUCGGUUCUUUUGAUUUUUCAAGUUCCUUUUUGAAAAAUGCUACGAGAUAAAAUCGACACGUGUUUUAGUUAAAGUUUCAUUUUUUGUUUAAAAAAAGAGAUACUGGCGUUAGUUCGCUCAUCGCCUGUCUCAAUUUUUUUUAAAACCCCUUGCACAUCCUCAUAUGAGCAGCCUCAUAUGUUUCUGUUUAAAAAAUACCCUCGCCGUUUCUGAGUUUCCUGAAUUCAUUUGUCUAUUUAUUUUUCGUGCCAUUCAUAUAUUUUGUUCUUUACGUUUAUUGCAAGUCAAGUUUAUUCAAUUUCCGAGUAAAAUAUUAUGAAAAAACA
This is a messenger RNA of Bemisia tabaci, 4028 nucleotides long. The record is from RefSeq and is a predicted model, not a curated record. Lineage: Eukaryota; Metazoa; Arthropoda; Insecta; Hemiptera; Aleyrodidae.